AUGCGCGUCCCAGUGCUGGACGGAAAAUUUGCCCUUUCGACCCAUGAGAAUGCUCUGGCUGCAACGUCCUCAUCGGCGCCGCUUGCGGUUUGGCACAAUCGCCUUGGCCACCGCAGCUACGAUGCUCUGGCGAAGCUCAAUUUGCCGCUCUCUGAUCGAAUUGUGCCAAGGACCUGUAUUCCAUGCAUCAACGGAAAACUCACUCGCGCUCCCAGCACCCAACUCGCUCGACGUGCUACUCGCCCUCUCGAACGCAUAUUCUCGGACGUUCAUGGGCCAAUGAGAGUGCAAGGUCGUCAUCAAGAGCGUUAUUGGGUCACCUUUCAAGACGACUACAGUCGCUUUGUUGUGCUAUACUGUGUAAAGUCGAAGUCGGACGUCUUUCGUUGCUUCAAGGAGUUCGUCGCCUGGUCCACAAAUCAGAUGAACACGCGAAGGAUCAGCUUCGAUGAAAACGACAUGCGCACAGUUUUCGAUGAGUUCUGCGCGGCUCUUGGCAUUCAGCGCGAGCAUACAAUACGCGACACUCCUCAACAGAAUGGACCAGUUGAGCGUUUCAACAGGACUCUGUCUGAAGGGGUCGCUGCACUGCUCAACCAGUCAAGGCUUCCCGCAUCGACGUGGGUAGAUGCCGCCAGCGCCUUUGUUCACGUGCACAAUCGAAUGCCUUCGUCAUCCACGGAUGGAAAGUCUCCAUUCGAGCUUUUCAAUGGUGAAGCUCCAUCGUUAGAUCGGAUGCGGACCUUUGGAUGCGAAGCAUGGGUGCAUCUCCAACGUGAUCAGCGCUCUCCAUCACUGGAUCAUGCUGUUCGAGCUGUCUUCCUGGGUUACCCGCCAACUUACAGUGGGUGGCGCUUCGUCAACCUGAGCACUGGGAAGGAGGUCAUCUCAAACUCAGCGGUAUUUGUCGAAGACGUCUUUCCCGGUCGACUGCGCGCCGAUGCAAAAGGUGUCGACUACACGUUUACACCUGGCAUGCUCGACAGUGACGAUUCUCCUCCAUCAUCUCCACAUCCCGCUCCCGCUCCUGCUUCCAUUCCUCCUGCUCCUCCUCCUCUUUCCCCCACCCUUCCUACUUCUCCCUCCCCUACUGCAGAACCAGUUGUUCCAGCCACUGUGAACACUGGUGGUCCUAGUCUCGUCUUUGCACCGGGCAACCGUGUGGAGAUCCUGCUUCCGCCACCCAAUCUGGGCACCAGCCAGCCGACUGCGCCGCCGCCACCUCUCUCUCGAGAGGAGAAGAGCCUGAAGAGAGACUAUGAAACGCAUCCUGGUAACCAUCUGAGCCGCAGUGAACGACAGAGUCGUGCCAAAGUCAACUAUGCCGAGUCGUCUGACGAUGAAACGGCUGACUGCGCGUUCUCUACAGGCGUGAUUGACAAUCACGACUGGAUCCCGUUUCAAGGUGCCAUGGAUUAUGUGUUUGCUGUCACUGAAUCUCUCGAUCCUCGCUCUUGGAAGGAGGCUAUGUCCCGUCCUGAUGCGAAUAAAUGGAUCAAAGCGGCUCAUGAGGAGCUCGAGGCUCUUCUGAAGAACGGCACAUGGCAGGUCGUGCGUCUUCCCCAAGGCAAAACGGUGCUCGGGAAUAAGUGGGUAUUCAAGACGAAGAAGGAUGCCACGGGAAAUGUCGAGAGACACAAAGUCAGACUCGUCGCAAAAGGAUUCCUUCAGAAGCAGGGCGUCGAUUUUGACGAGACCUUCGCACCGACUGGAAGCCUGGCAGCACUUCGCACUGUCAUUGCCACCGCGACCGAGCUCGAUUGGGAGAUUCACUCAAUCGAUAUCUCUUCGGCUUUCCUAAACGGUGACAUGGAUGCUGAGGUUUACAUGGAACUACCUGAAGGCGUUAAGAUUCCGCUGGGCGAACUUGACGGCUUAGAGGAGGGAAGUGUGAAAUGGGCUCUCCGCCUCCUCAAGGCACUCUAUGGCCUGAAACAAGCCGGACGUCGAUGGUCGGUGAAGCUCCAUCAGGCUCUCACAAAGCUAGGCUUCGUCCGCACCGUGCUGGAACCCUCGUGUUACCUAUACGAGAAAGAAGGCAUAAAACUCGUCGUUCCGGUCUAUGUUGACGACCUCACGUGCGCGUGUGCGUCGCAAGUGCUAAUUAGGUGGUUCAAGGACGCUCUCAAGAAGGAAUUCGAUCUUCGAUACAUGAAGGAGACAAAAUUUGUCCUUGGUAUCGCUGUCGACCGUGACCGAAAGUUGGGCAAGACGUUCUUAUCUCAAACGAGCUACAUCAAAGAGAUCUCAUACGCCUUCUUCGGCACGCGCAACGUCCACCCACUCUCAACUCCGAUUGCUCCUGGUCUAAAACUCACCAACGAAGACGCGCCACAGACUCCGAACACCGCGGACGUCAAGCGAAUUCAGGAGUACACCGGCAAGCUCCUAUACCUUCAACGAGCCACGAGACCCGACAUCGCGUUCGCUCUUCAUCAAAUCUGCCGUUUCACUCAGAACCCGGGUCGCGUCGUGAUGGAAGCUCUCAAUGGCCUCAUGCGAUACGUCCAUGGGUCAAUGCAUCUUCGUCUCACAUACACGCGCAGUGGGAAGAACGAGCCACAAGCAUUCGAAACAUUCAGCGACUCGGACCAUGGUGGCGAUCCAGUCACGCAUCGAUCAACGGGCGGAUUCGCAGUUAUGAUGUGCUCUGGAGCAGUUAAUUGGGGCUCGAAGCUUCACAAAACUGUCUCGCUUUCGUCCACUGAGGCCGAGUACAUCACUGCGUCGAUCGUCGGAUGCGAUAUCAUGUGGCAACGCGGAUUCCUCGAAGAACUUGGCUUCCCUUCUACCGGGCCGUCUCCUAUCUAUCUCGACAGCAACUCUGCUGCGCAAGUCGUUCGCAAUCCUGAACAUCAGAGCACGAUGAAACAAGUCAAUCGUCGCUACCAUUGGAUUCGCGAGCGCGUAGCGGAAGGAGACAUCGAAGUUCGUCGCGUAGCUGGAUCUGAUAAUCCCGCCGACAUCUUCACGAAGCCACUCAACCGUAUCAAGUUCCUCGAGUUUCGCUCGAUGCUCGGUCUGCAGUAG
This is a messenger RNA of Serendipita indica DSM 11827, 3030 nucleotides long. The record is from the annotation of a GenBank genome assembly. Lineage: Eukaryota; Fungi; Basidiomycota; Agaricomycetes; Sebacinales; Serendipitaceae.